Oryza sativa Japonica Group (Japanese rice) is the source of this 1674-nucleotide messenger RNA. RefSeq lists its product as uncharacterized. The record is from RefSeq and is a predicted model, not a curated record. Lineage: Eukaryota; Viridiplantae; Streptophyta; Magnoliopsida; Poales; Poaceae.
GCCCCCGACCGGACCGCUCGCUUCCCACCGGACCGUUCCGAAGCCACCCAACCUAGCGCGGUACCGCCCCCAUAAACACGGGGACACACCCGGCGCGCCGCCGCUCAUCGCCAUCCACCCGCACCCUCCCAAUUCUUCCCACGAAAACCUCCCAAAUUCCGUAGCCGAUCUCUCCCCCCCACCGGCGGCCGCCGCCGAUGGAGACCUAACGCCGGAUCGAUCUCUCCCACCGGCCCGAGGCGGGUGAGGCAGGGCGCGUCGCCUCCAUGGAGACCGAGCGGAUCCGUCACCUCCUCCUCCUCACGCUCCGCGCGCCGCACGCCCGCCUCGCCCUCGUGGGUGGCAACCACACCGCCGCCCGCUUCUGCACCCGCUAAUCCCCCCCUCCCUCGCCGGAAGACUCAUCAUCCUCUUCGUCUUCGCCACCGUCUCUGUGCGGUAUAGCUCUCUCUCUCGCUCGCUCGCUCAGAUGCCGGACGGCUGCGUGGUGAUCCGGCUCCCGGACCCGCGCGUCCUCCGCGUGAUCGCGCGCUCGGUGCUCCUCGCCGUCGCGCUGCUCUCCCUGGCCUGGCUCCGCGAUGCCGAGGCCCCCGCCGGGGACGCGCUCCAGGUGGGGCUCCUGCUCCGCGACCUCCGCCGCGAGGGCCUGCUCGCCCCCGGCGCGCGCGCCGUCUUCCUCGGCGCCGCCGAUGGAGACUGCCACCACCACCCUCCCGCCCUCGACGGCGACGACAUGCGACGCAUCACGCCGCGGGAGUUGCUGACGACGGGGGACCUGUCCGUCGACUUCGUGCUGGAUUUCGGCUACUUCGACAAGGACGGCGACAGGGUUGGCCUCGUCGACAGGGUGCUCAAGGAUGGCGGCAUCUUUGCCGCCCCAAUUGGCUCGGCGAGCGAGUUCCGCUUGCCGCCGAACUACCGCGUGGUUUACAUCCGUCGGUUCACCGAGACUUUCGUCGGGAUCAAGAAGAUUGCCCGCGUCGGCGGCGACAAUGGGAUUGCCGGCGCCAGAACAGGGAUGGCAGCGACGACUCCUGCUCUGAAGGAAGGAGUUCUUGCGUUUUCUGCUCAAACAGCUGACACUGCCCUCGCUGAACUCAAGAACUUCAGGAGGAAGCUCUUACUGCCUCACAUCACUGGAGCAUCAGCGGCUCACGCGCAUCAAGCGUGGCUAAAAUUGCGUCAUCGUCCAGUGAUUGCAGUUGAUUUCCCAGCAAUGUGGAAUGUGAAUAAGCUGCAGCCAGCACAUCCUCUCGUCCUUCAGGAUAAGGCUGUUCAUGGAGCGCAACAGCAGCAGCUCAACAGGAGCGUGAGACUGAACCCAUCUACAGGAUAUUGAAACGAAGCCUGAAUUGGAACAGGGAAAAAGCUCAACUGAAGAAGAGCAUUCUUGUCCAUUGCAAAUCCAGGGGGGUGAUGCUCUCUGCCUGCCAAAAGAAAUGGUUGGUUUGCUUUUUUCUGAAGUUCUUUAUUUAAGUUGUCUGUCGUGCGUGAUGAUUGAGUUUGAUGGUGUGCUACUGCUUACCAGUAUGUGUGUAUGCUUCGUUCGAUAGUCUCCAAUUUGUUGUUUUGUAUUCAGUGGUGACUGGUGAUCUACUGAUCUCCAAUUGCACUACUGUAUGGUAUCCGUUUGGAAUGAGCAUUGUUCGUCUUGAUCACCUAUCCUUGUUAUCA